Molecule: messenger RNA, 2814 nt
Organism: Kwoniella shivajii
Lineage: Eukaryota; Fungi; Basidiomycota; Tremellomycetes; Tremellales; Cryptococcaceae
Exons: 4
Coding region: 1-2814 (937 amino acids)
Source: RefSeq, a predicted model, not a curated record
AUGUUAUCGGCAACUCCAAAACCAUCGAUCACUACAUACCCUUCCCCAACAACACCUACAUCCCCUAUGAACAACCCCGACAUGACAGGAAUAGAAGCGGAUGAUGAAAAUGAUACUUCAGAUGACGAUCAAGGUGUAUUCCUCGGAGCUCAUCAACCAUACGAGCUCAAUUUGAUAUCCAAGCUGUCAUCGACAUCCGGAUCGCCUUCUCCCAUAAUCAGAAGAACGAAAAAGAGAGAUUCAAGAGAGUUCAUGAGACGGCAAACCAUGUUAUUGCCAACACCUAUGACAACCGCGAUGAGAUCAAAAUCCAUAUUGACGGAAAGACAAUCAACACAUACCGAAGAAUCGGACUCUUCUUCAUCCUCAAAUAGGAGACAAUGCUCUUGUUCCACACCUGCCAAAUCACAGGACAACUCCGAUCUAACACUUGACUUUGCCGGAUUUCACCUUUCCUCCCCUCAAACAACUUCUCGUAUCUCGCCACCCUGUCCAUCUGAAGCGGGAAGUGAUAAGGAAAAUGUUCCAAUCGCUCAUCAGCAGAUCAAAGCAUGUGCGCUUGAUACAGAUGACAUGUUUGUGAUGAGCCGAAUUGUGAUCUCAGAGGAAUCAGAAGAAGAGAUAAAUCAAAUUGAUAUGGGAGGACUAAGAUUAUCUGACUUCUCUGAUCCUGAGACUGGGCUGGACAGUAACGAAAUAGUACAUCUAAGAGAAUCAGAUACGGACGGCACAGAAGAGACCGAACGAGCGGAAAGUCCUAACCUGGACCUUUUACCCGAUGCAGAUAUCUCUUCAAGUUUGGACUCACCGCUACCCGUCUCUCGAGCUGGACCUGUUGUUAUUCCGACGUUAUCCUCACACCACUUCAGCUCUAUUCGUGCUGAGAGUGGUUCACCAUGCAGGCCUCUACCACCUUCACCAAUCGUACCGAUUUUUGAACCAAUCUCAGUAGAGGUAGCAACGGAGCGUAUGAUCAGUCCAACGAAGUCAGAUGUUUUCGUCGAAAAAGGCCUGUCAAUUCCACCUACAACGACUCCUUCUCGAUCCACCCCCAUGCCUCCCCCUGAGCUCGUCGAAAGAGGAGCGAAGCUGCUCAAAGCCUCUACAUCUAAGCCAACCAUCAACACGCACGAUCCAAAGAAAUCAGCGUCUCGAGUUUUGGCUAUCCGAAGUCAGCUUGACACCGCUGUAUCAAGCAGGAUGGGCGCGAUGGGUCCACCUCAACGAUCAGUAUCUUCAUCUUCUACCGCUAGCUCGUCUUCGACCGGGUCAAGGCUGAAUCUGAACAAACCCUCAUCAAGCGCACGCCUCCCCUUUGUGCCCGCUCCUAAGGUCUCGAGAGCAGCAACUGCACCUAGACCGCCAUCGAAUCAUGUUGUCUCCACGAAACCUCCGGUACCGAUAUACAGAAAACCAGUCGCCCAACUCGCGUCUUCCACGACACGAACUCUUCCGCGUCCUGCUCUUGCUGUGAAGAAGACAGUUCCCGCACCAAGACCUGCAAUUUCCAUGAAAUCUUCCAUUCCCUCCUCGAUACCCCUCAAAAGACCAGCGCCAUCGGUGUCUGCUCCCCCUAAAACUGUCAGUGCUCCUACUAAAUCAAUUGCUGCCCUCGCUCCACCAACGCGAUUUCCUUCUGUUGUUUCUACAAGACCUUCUCUUGGUCAGCCAUCUCGAGUUUUCCAAAACCAGACAGCUCCUCUCCAGAUGGUGCCUGUGUUCUCAGUUGGAGUGAUAGGCGAGAACCAGACAGCUAGUAGGACUGGCUUUAGGUCACCAGCGAAAUCUGGCUUGAUAAAGAGAAGUUUCAUGGAAAAAGGUACCCCAAGAAAGCUCGGUACACCAAUGCGGUUCGGAACUCCAAGACAAAUAAACACCACUAUGGCUGAACCUUCGACAUUUUCCUCUGCGCCUAUUUAUGAUAUCUCAGCAGUACUUGAACCUCUGACCAGCGGACCUCCAGCUACGGCUACGCGACAAUCAACCGAGAACAUACCGACUUUGGUCUCAUCGAGUGAGCCUACUAGAGGAUCAAGCGAAGAUCAUGAAGAGGUUUCUGUCCAAUUAGCUAAACCGCCUGCAUCGCCUACACCUACAUCUCCGUCGCCGAAGAAGAAAAGGUCAGUUGGUCGACCCAAGAAAUUGGCCAAACCUCAAGUCACAACCAUUGUUGUUUCCAAGACUAAACCGUCAAAUACGAUCGUACCCAAUAUGUCAGAGAAAGAAUUAAAAUCGACAACGCAUAGGAAUACGAUUCGAAAUCAAGUGUAUCACUGUGCCAUCGAUAGACAAAUUGUGCAUCAAAGCGGACCCCGCCCACCAAGUCCUACUUCCAAAAUUCGAACUACAGCCGAAAGGAACGAAGAGGAAAAGAAAUUAGCUAGAGAGGAACGAGCUAAAAGACGCAAAGGUCAACCUGACGAAGAGGAUAUAGUUCAACCUGUCAUCGAAAAAUUGAUUCAACAGAGAUUCCAAGGAGACGAAAGUGAUUUCGAAACUCCAGUCAGACCGGUCAAGAAGGUCAAAACUGAAAAGGAAAUCAAAUUUGUUAAAUGGGACAAAGGUCUGACGGUUAUUCGAGAUGAUGGAACAAUCAGACCUCCAUCUCGCGAAGAUAACAACGAUGAACCACCCCAAAAGGGUUGUUUAAGAGCCAAGGUAUCCCUUGACCAGCACGGCAAUCUGCAUGAAGCUCAUCGACCCAUUGAGAAUCUGAAGAGAACAAGAGUAGUUGUAACAGCCGUUUUCUAUGAAGGAGAAGAACCAGUUCCUGUGGUUUCCCCAGCUUCAUCCACGAGAUCGAAGAAAAAAUGA